Molecule: messenger RNA, 1278 nt
Organism: Sclerotinia sclerotiorum 1980 UF-70
Lineage: Eukaryota; Fungi; Ascomycota; Leotiomycetes; Helotiales; Sclerotiniaceae
Exons: 3
Coding region: 1-1278 (425 amino acids)
Biological process (GO): butyrate catabolic process; fatty acid beta-oxidation using acyl-CoA dehydrogenase
Molecular function (GO): flavin adenine dinucleotide binding
Source: RefSeq, a predicted model, not a curated record
AUGCCUAUUGAUUUUCAUCUCUCUGCGACCGAAGAUGGCAUUCGAAAACAUGCAGCCGCAUUGGCUACUGGCCCUCUCAAAGAUAUCAAGAAAGUUUAUUCUGCAAAGAAAGAUGAGCAACAAUUUCAAGCAUUGAAGCCUUUUUAUAGUGAUGCGACCGCCGGUGGCAUGAUCAAGGGCUUCAUAGCGUCACAUCUUGGAGGUGCAGCUGGAAGUUUGACUGAAGCAAGUAUCUUGGUUGAGGAGAUGUAUGCCGCUGAUCCUUCCGCAUCUUUAACGAUUUAUUCCACUGCGUUGGGCUUGACUCCAUUAAAUUUGGCUGGAAAAGAAGAGCACCAAGAAUUCUUGGAACCAUUUUUGAAUGGUGAAGGGGCACCACUAGCGAGUUUGGUAUUCUCUGAACCAGGAGGAGUUGCCAACUAUUUGGAGAAAGGUGCUCCAGGUCUCAAUACAACUGCCACACUUGAGGGUGAUGAAUGGGUACUUAAUGGAGAAAAGAUGUGGGCAACCAAUUCUGCAGGCUGGGACUUUGAAGGUGCAGACCUUCAGUGUGUAGUCUGCCGCGAUACAAGUAUUACCUCUGAUGAACCUACUGACGCUGUCAUGAUACUUCUUGUGACAAGGGCCGAUAUUGAACGAAAUAAAAAGGGCGCAUUCAAAACAUUGAAACAUGUCCUAACUACAGGACACCCCGCUUGUUCUGGUCCACAUAUUAAAUACACCAAUUUAAAAGUUCCUGCAAAGAACGUCCUAUGUCCGGCAGGUGAAGGUGUCCCUGUGGUGUCGAGAGCAUUCGAUUUUUCGGCUAUUUUGGUUGGUGCCAUGAGUGUCAGUGUUAUGAGGGCCGCCUUCGAAGCAGCUUUAGCAUUUGCCAAGAUUGACAAUCGCGGAGGAGCAGAAGAUUUAUUAUCAAGACAAGCAUUCGCCGAUCUCCUGAGUGGUAUCAAAAUGAAGACAGAAGCUUGUAGAGCUUUGACAUGGAAAGCAGCUCAUGCCCUUGAUAAUGGACCAGGUGAUUAUAAUGCCAGGCGUGAAUUGGCAUUAGCAGCGAAGAUUUAUUGCUCUGAAGAGAGCGUUAAAGCAGUCACAGAAGCAAUCAAUGCUGUUGGGGUAACUGCCUACAGCAAUGAGCAGCCUUUUGUAGACCUUUUGAACACGGCCAUCGUUUUACCCAUUUUUGACGGUGGUAAUAUAGGUAUACGUAGAAGGCAUAUGCAAGAGUUAAUGGCAUCAAAGUCGUAUGAUCCUUGGGCUGCGACCUAUGGUCCUUCUCAUUAG